GAAGGCGGAAGUGUGUGUGCUGGGGCCGGGGAAGCAGAGCUGAGGUGUCGCUCUUGCGCCGCCGGCUCUUCCGGGUCUGGGCGGCAGAGCGAGCGCAGGACCAUGGCCGGGAGGCGGCCGCGCGGCCUGGCGGGGUCUGGAGGGUGAGCCGCGCGCCCCCGCCCCGGCCGUCAGGAUGACGGCGGCCGCCGCCUCCAACUGGGGGCUGGUGACGAACGUGGUGAACAGCAUCGUGGGCGUCAGCGUGCUCACCAUGCCCUUCUGCUUCAAGCAGUGUGGCAUUGUGCUGGGUGCCCUGCUCUUGGUCUUCUGCUCCUGGAUGACGCAUCAGUCAUGUAUGUUCUUGGUGAAGUCUGCCAGCCUGAGCAAACGGAGAACCUACGCCGGCCUAGCAUUCCACGCCUAUGGAAAAGCUGGGAAGAUGCUGGUGGAGACCAGCAUGAUUGGGUUAAUGCUGGGAACGUGCAUUGCCUUCUAUGUGGUGAUUGGUGACCUGGGGUCUAACUUCUUCGCUCGGCUCUUUGGGUUUCAGGUGACUGGCACCUUCCGUGUGUUCCUGCUCUUCGUGGUGUCUCUGUGCAUUGUACUCCCGCUCAGCCUGCAGAGAAACAUGAUGGCCUCCAUUCAGUCCUUCAGUGCCAUGGCCCUCAUCUUUUACACCGUCUUCAUGUUUGUGAUCGUGCUGUCCUCCCUCAAGCAUGGCCUCUUUGGUGGGCAGUGGCUGCGGCGGGUCAGCUAUGUCCGCUGGGAGGGCGUCUUCCGCUGCAUCCCCAUCUUUGGCAUGUCCUUCGCUUGUCAGUCCCAGGUCCUGCCCACCUAUGACAGCCUGGAUGAGCCGUCAGUGAAGACCAUGAGUUCCAUAUUUGCCUCCUCCCUCAACGUGGUCACCACCUUCUACGUCAUGGUGGGGUUUUUUGGUUACGUCAGCUUCACUGAGGCCACUGCAGGCAACGUGUUGAUGCACUUUCCCUCCAACCUGGUGACAGAGAUGAUCCGCGUGGGCUUCGUGAUGUCAGUGGCUGUGGGCUUCCCCAUGAUGAUCCUGCCAUGCAGGCAGGCCUUGAACACGCUGCUUUUUGAGCAGCAGCAAAAAGAUGGGACCUUUGCUGCUGGAGGCUACAUGCCUCCUCUCCGGUUUAAAGCACUCACCCUCUCGGUUGUGUUUGGAACCAUGGUUGGUGGCAUCAUGAUCCCCAAUGUGGAGACUGUCUUGGGUCUCACCGGGGCGACGAUGGGGAGCCUCAUCUGCUUCAUCUGCCCAGCUCUGAUCUACAGGAAGGCCCACAAGAAUGCCCUUUCCUCGCAGGUGGUGCUAUGGGUCGGCCUGGGUGUCCUGGUGGUCAGCACACUCACCACCCUGUCCGUGAGCGAGGAGGCCCCUGUGGACUUGGCAAAGGAAGCUCCUGGUGGCCGGCGUGGGGAGGUCGAGGGAGCUAGGAAGGCGGAGGUGGCCCGACUCUCAGUCCAGGAUCCUGUGGUGAACAUGGCUGAGGAUGGUCGGGAGAAGCCAAAGCUGUCCGAGCAGAAAGAGGACCUGGAGCAGGCCCAGAUUAAAGGCCCCGUGAAUGUCCCAGGCGGGGAAGAUGCCAAGGAGAAGCAAGAGGCCGCACAGCUUGAUCGCCCCGGUCAAGGCAUUGCUGUCCCCAUGGGUGAGGCCCACCGCCAUGAGCCUCCUGUGCCUCAUGACAAGGUGGUGGUGGACGAACGUCAAGACCGUGAAGGGCCAGGAGAGAACAAGUCGCCUUCCAGACGCAUAGACGGAGGGACUCCUGAGGACAAGGGGCAGGUGGUGCUGCCUCUGCCUGAGUCAGAGAGAGAGAGGAGGGAGCCAGAGAGGGGAGAGACAGGGAGAAGACCUGAACAGGCUCAGGUCCUGGAGGAAGCAGUUGGUCUUCCUGAAAGUCCCCAGAAGCUUCCAGAAGCAAAUGACCAGCCAGGUAUCCAGCCUGGGAAGGAUGACCAUGGCCCAGGCAACAGAGAUCUCCAUCCGGGGCCCCAGGCUGCAAUCUCUGCAGAGCAGAACAUCCUGGCUGCAGGUGGAGGGCAGCCUGCACGCGGUGCUGCUGGGAACACGGGGAAGCCUGCAGACAGUGGCCCUGGUGGGAAGGCAGCCCUCCCGGCACAGAGGCCAGCUCCUGGGGCUGGGCUGCAGCCAGAGCCUCGAGAGCAGAGGGACACAGAACACCCAGGUGGAGACCAAGCGGGCAGCAAGCUAGAGGAGACUUUUCACAGUUUCCUAUUCUGCCUUUCUUCCGUAUGCCUCUCAACGGGACGAACAGCUGAAAUUAAAAAGAUAGUAGCAGAAGCCGGCAGGGCAGAGAUGCUGGACCACGCUGUCCUGCUGCAGGUGAUCAAAGAGCAGCAGGUGCAGCAGAAGCGCCUGCUGGACCAGCAGGAGAAGCUGCUGGCUGUGAUUGAGGAGCAGCACAAGGAGAUCCACCAGCAGAGGCAGGAGGAUGAGGACAAGUCCAGGCCAGAAGACGUGCAGCCAGAGGCUGGAGUGGGUGUGCCCAGAGGUCAGGAAAAGGAAGCCCAAGACGGGCCUGCUGGGGAGAUGGAGAAUGCCCCUCCACAGCCCUUGAAACCACUCGGAGCUCCAGGGGAUCGCGCAGCUCCACCCCAAGAGCUGGGCCAGCACUCCCUAGGGGAACCUGAGGGGGCAAUGGGCAGAGAUCCAGCUGGUCCUCCUGGUGGAGGCUCUGACACAGAGCCUCAGGCAGCUCAGGCCAAGCUGAGAGAAGAACAGAAAGAGGCUGUGCCCGAGGUGCCCCAGGCCGCUAAAGACCCUGAGAUGGCCCAGGACAUGGAGCCAGCACCUAAGCCACACCCUGCUGGGGCACCUGGGAGCCCAGAAAAGCGUCUUACUGAGGAGGUCCUCAGGCAGAGCCAGGACAUCUUUGUCGGAGGUUCCCAAGAAAGGAAGAAAACUGGACAGGAAGUAGCAGCCACUGGGGCUGACAUACAGGAGGAGGCUGCCCAGCCCAUGGUAGGGGCAGUUGCAGAGGCUGGGGACCUUCAUGUGAAGUCCAGGCAGUCGAGCCGAGACCUGCGACCUGCCGCAGACCCUUCUGGCAGGCCAGCAGGAGUUGACCCUCAGCCCCAAGCCAUGCUGGGUCAGAAGGAACCCUGGGCCAUCUCUGAUGGAGGCCAAGGUGGUCACCUGGAAGCAAGAAAGGAGCCCCCUGGUGGGGACCUUGCACCUGCUCCUCAUGAGCAGUUGAGAGCUGGGGAAGACAUUGUAGUCCAAGAGCCCAAGCAGAGGCCAGACCCUGAGCCCGGCCCCAGAGUAGCUGCCCCUGGGGCUGAGAAGCCAGACAACGCCAAACCCAACCGAGACCUGAAACUGCAAGCUGGGUCUGACCUUCGCAGGAGGCGACGGGAUCUUGCCUCUCAUCCAGAGGAGCCAGCCCCAAAGGAUGGGGUCAUCAUCAGCUUUAACCCCCUCCCUGAUGUCCAGGUGAAUGAUCUUCGCAGUGCCCUGGACGCCCAGCUCCGCCAGGCAGCAGGGGCUGCGCUGCAGGUGGUUCACAGCCGGCAGAUUAAACAGGUUCCUGGGGCUCUGGAGGAGGCCGGAGCAUCUGCUAACCCCCGUGGCAGCUAGUGUCCAGCCACGUCCCUGAUAAGUCUGGAGGUCACACUUGCUUCUUCCCAGAUAUUCCUCUGAGGCCCUCAGUAAACGCCAAGAAAGCCUGAAGGGUCGUGUUGUCUAUGGCUUUGUCUCCUCCCUGGCAUUCCCCUGCUUACUCUGAGGAAGAGGUUCUCUGACUGGCACUGCCAUGUUCAAUCCAGCCUCGUCCCUGAGGGGCAGGCACUCCGAUGUUGCCAGCAGCUCUAGUCCAGUUCAGCCUCCGUGACACCCAUGUUGCACCACAGCCUGUGCUUCCAGGUGGGCCUGCCGGGUCUGCCAGGGGCUCCUCCGUGAGCACGCUGAGGCCUCCCACUUGCAGGCCAAGUGCUUGGUGUGAGGCACAGGGGUGGGUGAGCCUCUGAGAUACAGGGUGUGUGUUGCCCUAAGCUUCCUGUCAGUUCUCCACAUACUUCAUGGUCUAUUCUUUGAAAUUAAUGAUAUUUUUAAAAAAUAAAACCACCUCUGGUAACUAAAGA
Sciurus carolinensis (gray squirrel) is the source of this 4104-nucleotide messenger RNA. It is a transcript of the gene Slc38a10, whose product is annotated as solute carrier family 38 member 10. The record is from RefSeq and is a predicted model, not a curated record. Gene Ontology annotation, molecular function: amino acid transmembrane transporter activity. NCBI's taxonomy places the organism in Eukaryota, Metazoa, Chordata, Mammalia, Rodentia, Sciuridae. The coding region runs from base 176 to 3601 and encodes 1141 amino acids. The transcript is spliced from 17 exons. Gene Ontology annotation, biological process: amino acid transmembrane transport.